Spizellomyces punctatus DAOM BR117 is the source of this 660-nucleotide messenger RNA. RefSeq lists its product as uncharacterized. The record is from RefSeq and is a predicted model, not a curated record. Bases 1 to 660 code for a protein of 219 amino acids. The transcript has a single exon. Gene Ontology annotation, biological process: protein polyglutamylation. Lineage: Eukaryota; Fungi; Chytridiomycota; Chytridiomycetes; Spizellomycetales; Spizellomycetaceae.
AUGCCCCACAAUCGACCUUUAACAAUUCUCCUUGCCCCUCUCAUUGCCUACCUUCAAUCCUGUCCUCUGACAACAAACAUCAAUCUCGAUUCUGGUCUUCCGCUCACACCCCAUUCCCUGGACACUUGGGAUAGACUACACGCUCCGGAUCGUCUCCCACAAGACUUGAGAUCAUUCUUAAUGGUUAGCGAUGGAAUGAAAUUGACGUGGGAGGUCAGAACAAAGGCAGCAAAAGUUAUCUGCGUGGGCCACAGUGGAGUAAAUCAAUUGACCGAGAUGAAAGUGUACUGUAUUGGUGACGCCCGAGGGUACUGCAUAUGGGAAGGUGGCGAGAGUGGAAGGGUGCUCAUGAUUCUGACUAGCACUAAAGAAUGUGAGAGAGGAAUAUGGUGCGUGAAAGAUGAGAAAAGAAGAUAUUUAGCCAAGGACUUUGCCGGGUAUUUUCGAUCUUUGUGCUUUUGUGCUGGGGUAUCGGGUUUUUGGUUGGCUGAUGAUGAUGAGGAUGUGAUGAGCGCUGUUGUAAGAGACUGGGUGAGGUUUUAUGGGUUGAAGCGACGUAGUGUGGUAACGUGCGACGAGGAAAAUGAGGGAGAUGUGGAUAUUGCAUUUGAUUCUGGCAAGGUCUUGAAAUUGACUGGACAAAUGAGCAAAAAGAGAUGA